CCUUUGGCAACCACUAACGUGCCAAAGGUGUACACCCACUGACAAGUCCAUGGACUAAACCAGACUAACCAUCCAUACACUACUUUUCUCCCCUCUUUCAGAUGAGAUGACUCUAUUAGUGUUGGUUUUGAAUUUUUCAACUUAACAACGGAUGGUACCCUCUCAACAUGUCCUGCCUUGGCGGGCUUGCAAGGGGUCUCCUAAUCCUCUGCCUUAGCCACCUUACUAGACCCUUUGGGUUGAUGUUGAGCAAUGAUGGCGUUUGGGGGGUUCGAGGAUUCCCAUUUCCAACCACCAAUAGUUUGGACACGGAGGGGACAAUUUUCCAUCUUCCGGAAGUUAGAAAGGCAAGGGAACGAAGAGGUUUAGCAACCGAGGAAGAUCAAGAAGAAAGUGUGCAUGAAGGAGGAGAGGCGCAUAUUCCCACUCUUCAACCGAUUCACCCACCGAGCAACAAUGCAAGAGAUUAUAGGAUUGAGGCGAUGAUAGUGGUUAUCCUUCACAACCAACGAAGGGAGAAGGAAGCGCGGCUCCAUAUCAUGGCGUGCGUCCACACGAUCAUGGAGAAGAUGAACAUUCUGAUACAUUCAACCGCUUCACCUCUCCAACACUUCUAUACGACGAAGAAGAAGAAGGACCCUCCGAGGAGGAAUGAAUUCUAGGUAUCCAGGGUCUACGUUCUAUCUUUUCUUUUUCUUUGCUUUUCUUUAUUUCAAUUAAAAAUGUUUUAUUAUCAUUUCCUUUUCUUUUUACUUUCCGUAUGUUAAUUACUCUAGCACUACUAGUAGUACUUAUUAUAUAUAGGUGACUACUUCGGUGCACUCACAAAAAUGAGUGCGUUCAAUGCACCCAACUCAAAAACUAGUCUUAAGGUGUCGGAUUUUGAAUUUUAAUUUGUAGAAUUAGUGUAAUAUGAUUAUAUAACACAUGAUAACAACUAAUUAAUGGAUUACCCUAACCCCUAGACCUCCAAUUUUGAAUUCUAUCACUAAACCCCAAAUUGCAAACCCUAAACCUAAAUCUCUAAACUCUAAAUCUUUCAAAUUAAAGUAAAUCUCUGAA
Molecule: messenger RNA, 1062 nt
Organism: Linum trigynum
Lineage: Eukaryota; Viridiplantae; Streptophyta; Magnoliopsida; Malpighiales; Linaceae
Source: the annotation of a GenBank genome assembly